This is a messenger RNA of Marmota monax (woodchuck), 777 nucleotides long. RefSeq names its product BAALC binder of MAP3K1 and KLF4 (gene Baalc). Bases 175 to 612 code for a protein of 145 amino acids. The transcript has 3 exons. The record is from RefSeq and is a predicted model, not a curated record. Gene Ontology annotation, cellular component: cytoplasm. Lineage: Eukaryota; Metazoa; Chordata; Mammalia; Rodentia; Sciuridae.
GGGAGGGCCUCAAAGCCGAGAGGAGGCGCAGCAGGCGCUGCAGGAGCUCCGCGCGGGCUCCGAAGCGAUGUCGCUGCUGCCACCUUCCCUCGGGCCGGGGCUGCGCCGCCCGGGCUGAGCCACAGCGCCAGCAGCUAGCCGAGUGGCCGCCGAGCAAGAUCACAGCGCGGGAGGAUGGGCUGCGGCGGGAGCAGGGCUGAUGCCAUCGAGCCCCGCUACUACGAGAGCUGGACCCGGGAGACAGAGUCCACCUGGCUCACCUACACCGACUCGGACGCGCAGCCCAGUGCCGCUGGCCCUGACACUGGCCCCGAGGCCGGUGGCCUGCACACGGGUGUGCUGGAAGAUGGACCGUCCUCUAAUGGUGUUCCCCGACCUACAGCCCCAGGUGGAAUAUCCAACCAAGAGAAGAUGAUGAACUGUGGGACCCAGUGCCAGAAUUCCCAGAGCCUCAGCUCAGGCCCUUUGACCCAGAAACAGAAUGGCCUUUGGACCACAGAGGCUAAAAGAGAUACCAAGAGGAUGUCUGCAAAAGAAGUCACCAUUAACGUUACAGACAGCAUCCGACAGAUGGACAGAAGUAAAAGAAUCACAAAGAACUGUGUCAAUUAGCAGAAUGUCCUCUGAGUAGAAGAGCCGAGGGACUUCUGAAGUGCCCUUCAUGGUACUGGUUCCCAUCAAGCAACCUUAAAGAAGAGAGCCCCAUUUGCUAUAUGUGGACACUGCUGAAUGAGAGAUGGUUUUACCCGGCCGCAAAACAACAACAACAACAAAAAC